This is a messenger RNA of Armigeres subalbatus, 1955 nucleotides long. Its product is annotated as zinc finger protein 98-like. Gene Ontology annotation, molecular function: RNA polymerase II cis-regulatory region sequence-specific DNA binding; zinc ion binding; DNA-binding transcription factor activity, RNA polymerase II-specific. The coding region runs from base 120 to 1829 and encodes 569 amino acids. Gene Ontology annotation, cellular component: nucleus. The transcript has 4 exons. Gene Ontology annotation, biological process: regulation of transcription by RNA polymerase II. The record is from RefSeq and is a predicted model, not a curated record. Lineage: Eukaryota; Metazoa; Arthropoda; Insecta; Diptera; Culicidae.
GUGUACAGCAAACUGUUUACAAACAUUAGAUUUUUCGGAGUUUUGUCCGUUUUGUCAAGAUUUUUGAAUUUAGUAUUUGAGUUGAGUAUUGUAGCAGUGAGGCUACUAAGUGGAACAUAAUGGAUUGUUGUCGAGUUUGCCUGGCGGAUGAAGCGGAUGUCUUUAUGUCAUUAUUUUCCAAAUCCGAACAAGUAUCGAUCGCGGAAAUGGUGAACGAGUUGACCGGUUUGAAGAUUUCAAAGGGAGACGGUCUUCCUCGGUUUAUUUGCAAAGAGUGUUCGGAGGAAAUUCAGAAAUGCUACAGGGUUAGGCUUAAAUGCUUGGAAUCCGACAAGAAAUUACGACACACCCUUGAAAAAACGCAUCAAAAGAUUAGAAUAGUCGAGUUCUAUCUUCAGCAGGAAAUACAUAGAGGAGAAACAUCUUGCGCAGGGAAGACACCGGAUAGUAUUUCAGCUGAAGUUUUGAAUAAUGUUGUUCGGGAUGAUAAACUUAUGGAAAUGUUGAGCUCGAAAGAUCCAGUGGAUGUUCCUGUGGGGCCCGACUCAACUGCUGUAGCUGAAACGGCUUCUGAGGAUGUCGAGCCAUUAAGUCCGAGUAAUAUUUGUAUUAAACAAGAAAACAGCAUCGAUUUAAUUAUUAAACUAGAUGAUAAGGAAGAGGGAACUGAAAACAAAAUACUAGAAGAGGAGGUUGAGGCACUUGAAGAAGUUGCAGCAGCUUCGUUUGUUGAAGAGGAAUCUACUUCGAACUUAAAUGCUAGUUCAACCGAGAAUGAGGAAGCUUGUAGCACUUCAAAUCAGAACAUGGUAGAGGAAGAACUGGAAUAUUCAGAAGUAUAUUUAGAUAUGACAGAUGACAGCCCGGAAGGAGCACAGUACAAUAUCGUAACUGAAGGCGAAGAUGAUGUAGAAGAUGACACGAUUGUUGGCAAAGCCGAAUCAGAGCACUCUCAAGAGGGAAAUGCUGGUAAAUCCAUAUGCUGUGGUUGCCAAAUGGUAUUCAGUUCUAAUGCAGAGCUUGCACAGCAUUCCAAUGAUGAGCAUGGAAAAAUGAGACUGAAGCAUAGUGCUAAACCGUUCGAGUGUGAUGUUUGCUUCAAACGUUUCCUCAGUGAGGCUCGAUUACUAAUACACAAGAAUGAUGUAUAUCGCGAGAAAAAUCAUGUUUGUGACAUGUGUAACGCCCGCUUUUCUUGUCGCGGCUCUUUACUAAACCAUAAAAAAACUCACGCCGAAAGAACUUACUUCUGCGAAGAUUGCGACAAAUCUUUCCACACCUGUAGCACGUUAAAGUCCCACCGCUUGCUACAUACUAAUAAUAAGCAGUACAAAUGUCUAGCGGAAAACUGUGACAAGACUUUUCGCAGAAUUUCUGACCUGCACAUUCAUCUGGUCUCUCAUUCCGAUGAACGCCCGUUCGAAUGUGAAACAUGCUCUAGACGUUUCAAAUCGAAAGCCCACUUAGUACACCAUGGUAAAGUCCAUACCAAAGAGAAGCCCUACAAAUGUAACAAGUGCGACAAAGCUUUCGGGACGUACUCGGCCCGCAAGUUUCAUCAAUUCGGUCACGAAGGAAUUCAUCCAUAUAAGUGCAUUUAUUGCGAUAAGACUUAUCAACGUAACGCAAAACUUCAAGUUCACAUCCGUCGCAUCCAUACCGGUGAGCGUCCGUUCGCCUGUGAUAUGUGCGACGAUGCUCGAUUCUACCAGAACUCCGAGCUAACUGCCCACAAAAGACAGUUUCACAACCUGGAUAUAAAUAAUGAACGGACUCAGAAGGAAGCGGAAGGGGAGGAGGAUGAAGAUGUGGAAAUGGAAGAUGAAUAGGAUAUAGAGAAGCGAAUUGUACCAUAAAGCAUAACAGUUCAUAGUUUGUGAUGUAUAUAAUAUAUUAAAUAGAUUAUAUACUGUACGGAAACUAGAAUAUAUUUUGCUAAAUCAUCAACUUAAAAA